AUGAAGAAUCCAGCCAUAACUUCAGAUCUCAACCAGUUGUCGUUGUGUUUUUUUAUCAAACUUGUUCAAGACCAAGGGAAGCACAUAGUUGUCAGCUAUGCCCGUGAACAUAGCAAUGACAUGAUUGUCGAAAUUUUUCCAACACGAACACAAUUUACUGUUGGAAACAAGUUGUUCGGGUAAUGCUGCGAAUAUUUUUAAGAAGUCAGUUGGAGAAUUUCUUAAUCGAACCACAAUAAGUUAUUAUACAGGAAAUGCUACGAUCGACUUCUUCCUAACGCUUGGAGAGAGAAAGUUAAACAUACAAACAAAAGGAAAGCGUUAAGCUUCUUUCUCUUUUCUUAUCAUGAUUUAAAUACCAAAUAUGUUAAUCUUUGACAUAAAAAAAAAAAAUCUGGACUUAUUUUCCUUGCGCUUUGCAAGUAACUAUUCGGAUCACUAUUCUCAGUGGGGCUCAAGAGUCGUCUUUAAAGUGACGAGGACUCGCUUUUUACGGUUCUACCCAUAAAAGGAUGGGGUUUCUUAACCGACUCGGCUUUCAAAAUAGUAGCUCAGAUGAUACUUUGAUUUAAACAUUUUAUAAGAGAGAAAGAUCCUUUUCGUCUUGUCACGAGCGUGGGACAAAGAAAAAAAUUUGAGUUCCCAUGAGGAAUCGAACCUCAGACCUUCGGAUUCCGCGCACCCAGCCAUAGAGACUCUACAUUGAGUGAGGUCUCUAUUUUAUAAGUAAUUGCAUGAAUAAGAGAUUAACUGAGUGAAUGAAAACACUGAACAAAUCGAAGCUUGAAUGUAUGAACGAUUAAGUCAUAGAUAAACGAUUGAUUGACUGAUUGACAGGCCACUUACAAAUUACUAUAAACUGACUGACUACGGACUAACAGACUGAAUAGCUCUCUUGACUGACUUGGCGACAAUGAAAAAGGAGGGUCUUGAAUGAUCAGUUAUAUUUAAUAUUGUUUGCUUUUUGUUUUGUCCUGUUUUUGUUUUGUUUCUGUUUUUUUGUUCGUUUGUUUUGUUUAUUGUUUUGUUUUGUUUGUUUUUCAGUUUUACCUCGACAAAUCUCUACGAUGAUACCUGGCAACACCUGUGUCUCACCUGGGAAAACACUCAAGGAGUAACGAAACUCUAUAAAGAUGGUCAAUUUACAGAACAGGUAACGAAUCAUGCCUCCAAGAAUUACGCACUUAAGGCUGGCGGCUUCCUGGUGCUUGGACAAGAGCAAGACUCUAUUGGCGGACGCUUUGAUCGUGAGCAAACUCUUCAUGGCCGAUUGGCAAGUGUCAACAUGUGGGAUAAAGUUCUCUCUGAAAGCGACAUUGCCGCUCAGUACACAAAUUGCAGCGUACCUUAUGGUUCUGUUAUUAACUGGACUGUAUUCAAAAAUCUUACUCGUGGCAAUGUUGCAGUUGAAGAGCCGUGA
Molecule: messenger RNA, 1420 nt
Organism: Pocillopora meandrina
Lineage: Eukaryota; Metazoa; Cnidaria; Anthozoa; Scleractinia; Pocilloporidae
Source: the annotation of a GenBank genome assembly